Molecule: messenger RNA, 1794 nt
Organism: Fonsecaea pedrosoi CBS 271.37
Lineage: Eukaryota; Fungi; Ascomycota; Eurotiomycetes; Chaetothyriales; Herpotrichiellaceae
Exons: 1
Coding region: 1-1794 (597 amino acids)
Cellular component (GO): small-subunit processome
Molecular function (GO): protein binding; snoRNA binding
Source: RefSeq, a predicted model, not a curated record
AUGUCCUCAUUUUUUACGCUUCCGGCGUCACAGAGGAAGCGUAAGCGAGAAUAUCCCGCUUCAGGCAAAGCGAGGAAAAGGCGGGAAGUUGAAAAUGCCGACGGAGCACGAGAGCAACCAGGUGGCCUACCCCGUCGACAAGGCAGACGACCCCAAGAUCGAGAUCGACAACGAGACGAUUCAAUAUCUGGGAGCGAAUCCGAAGACGAAGUCCAACCAGAAAGCGAUGUCGAGGAGUCAGAGGCGACUUCCGAAGAAGACGAGACUGCGGCUGAGCGACGAGUUAGACUUGCACAGCGAUACUUGGACAAUAUCAGGCAAGAGAUAGACGAAAACGGGUUUGACGCAGAAGACCUUGACAACGACUUGAUUGCGAAACGGCUGAAAGAGGAUGUUGAUGAGGCAAAGGGCAGACAGUAUCGACUGAUAGCCCAAAACUUGGAUUUCGCGAACGCCGCUCACACGGCAUUUCGUGCGAAUACCGAAACCACUACUAGCGUGGCAGCUUGUCAACCCUACGUGUACACAGUGAGCAAAGACAAAACGUUGAUAAAAUGGCAACUUCAACCACCGAGCACUCCCUCAGAUGGCCUAAAGUCUGGGGCUUCACGCCGACGUCGACCCAAGCAACUUGCAUUUGUGCGAGGCAUCAAGAUCAGGGCAUCCGCUCCCCAACAGCAUGGACAUACCUCGCCUAUCCUCUCUGUCGCUGCCUCACCAGACGGGAGAUUUGUGGCGACCGGAGGGGCGGACAAGAAGCUUAUCAUCUGGUCAGCAGAAGACUUGCGGCCCCUGAAGACAUUCACUACACACAGAGAUGGAGUUACCGGACUCGCAUUUGCGCCAAAAUCGGCUAGUGCAAGCGGCUUUGGUCAACAAUUGUUCAGUGCUAGCAUGGAUCGGUCUCUUAAAACCUACAGCUUGGCUGGCGAGGACAGUCUUGCCUACGUGGAGACACUCUUCGGUCACCAAGACCAUGUUGUUGAUGUCUCGGCCGUGUCUGUGGAUCAAUGCGUGACGGUCGGCGCUCGAGAUCGAAAAGCCCUCUGGUGGAAGGUUGUGGACGAAUCCCUUACAAAGUUUCUAGGCGACAGUUCUAGAAACGACAAAUACCAGGCUGGCAGUCUGGAUUGCGUGGCCGCCUUACCGCCACAGAACUUUGUGACGGGAUCUGACGCAGGCACCAUUAGUCUGUGGAGUAUACACAAAAAGAAAGCGAUUUUCACUAUUGAGACCGCACAUGGCGUUGAAGAGCCGCCUCCGCUUGAGGAGGUAGUCUCCGAGGUUGACCCAAAGGUUAUUGAGGCUCUAAAAAAGGACGAUAGGCGGAGACCAAUCCCCCGGGCUAUCACUGCUUUAGCGGCUUUGCCUGGCACUGAUGUGGUUUUGAGCGGGAGUUGGGAUGGCUGGAUCCGCGCAUGGAAACUCAGCGAUGAUAAAAAGACGCUUUUGCCUCUUGGAACUGUGGGAAAGACUGAGGAAACUUUGAAGAAACAAAACGCAAUCACCAAUGGCGAGUCAGAGCACGGGACAGGACUUGUGAAUGGAGAGUCCGAUUCGUCUGGCCAUGGAACCAAAGGCCCAGUGCGUGGCUUCGUUAAUUCUCUGGCAGUAUUUGAGAGAAGAAGAAUCAUCACCAAUGAAUUUGGAGGCAAGAAGGAAGGCGAGAGUCAAGGUCUGUGCAUUGUGGCUGGAACCGGCAAGGAGAUGAGGUUGGGGCGGUGGAGGAAAAUGCGUGAAGGACGGAAUGGCGCGAUAGUGUUUGAAGUGCCAUUGAAGGCGAAGCCGCAAUAA